Neomonachus schauinslandi (Hawaiian monk seal) is the source of this 231-nucleotide messenger RNA. RefSeq names its product 60S ribosomal protein L38-like. The record is from RefSeq and is a predicted model, not a curated record. Gene Ontology annotation, cellular component: cytosolic large ribosomal subunit; ribosome. Bases 1 to 231 code for a protein of 76 amino acids. Gene Ontology annotation, molecular function: structural constituent of ribosome. NCBI's taxonomy places the organism in Eukaryota, Metazoa, Chordata, Mammalia, Carnivora, Phocidae. Gene Ontology annotation, biological process: translation; protein-RNA complex assembly. The transcript has 2 exons.
AUGAAGAGAUACAUAGGCCAUGCCUCAAAAAUCGAGGAAAUCAAGGGCUUUUUGCUCACGGCCAGGCGAAAGGACGCCAAAUCCGUCAAGAUCAAGAAAAAUAAGGAUAAUGUGAAGUUUAAAGUUCAGUGCAGCAGAUACGUUUACACCCUGGUCAUCACGGACAAGGAGAAGGCAGAGAAACCGAAGCAGUCCCUGCCUCCAGGUUUGGCAGUGAAGGAGCUGGAGUGA